AAACGCCCUUCAAAGCAUAUAUUUAAUCUGAGAUAGAUUGAAGUCACAAGAAAAGAAAAAAAUGGGGGUGGCAAGCUCGCGAGUAGAUGUGAUAUCGAAUCAAACCGAUGCAGUGAUCGAGGUAAGAGAAGUGCGAGAAGGAGCUUUACCAGGCAACUACGGUGACAUCAUCAAACUCCAACCUAGAGAAGGCAAGGAGGUUCGUGCAUCCAAGUUCACUAGUCGGAGCGAACUCUCUGGGAGGGUAUCAGUCCUAGAGAUUUUCGUCAAUGGGAAGCAGACUGAUGCUUCCUUGAGUGCUCCAAAGUUGAUUCGAUUCUCAAAAAUUGUCUUCCGCCGUCCCGCCGGCUCUCCAAAUUUUACCAUCUCCGGCAUCCGAGCCAAAGUCACCGAUCUUCGUAGAAUCUGGUUGUUUGGGUGUUUCGGGAGAGAUUACGAGGGCAGACAAGAAGAAACCAUCAAAACGGUCCCGUUUCCCGUUUGUGAUGCUUCUACUAUGAUGAUGGAGCCGACUGGCAAUUUGAGGAACUCUGUUACACCAGAUGGAAGAGAAAGAGGUUGAGGUGCCAAAAAGACUUGCAUGACAUCUUCCAGAUUCAUAUUUUUUGAUAAACUAAUGUUUAUGGUUGGAUAUGGUGCAUCCCAAUAAGUGUUCACUGAACUUUGAUAUGUGAUGUGGCCAUCUGUAUAAGAGUCUAUUGUUUAGUUUUUGUAUUUUAUAUGAAAGUUGUUAUUA
Vitis riparia (riverbank grape) is the source of this 736-nucleotide messenger RNA. RefSeq lists its product as uncharacterized. Bases 62 to 562 code for a protein of 166 amino acids. NCBI's taxonomy places the organism in Eukaryota, Viridiplantae, Streptophyta, Magnoliopsida, Vitales, Vitaceae. The transcript has 4 exons. The record is from RefSeq and is a predicted model, not a curated record.